CUCCUUUCCAUAUAUGUAUAGGACUUGAAUUAAUUAAUUAAAUAGAUUUAUUUAUUAUUCUAAUUCAUUAUUAUUAAUAUUUCGAAAAGGACGGCAUUUAUUUUAAGGUUCAAAAUUUGCGAAGAAAAUGCAGGUUGAUGGAAUUUUCUAGAUUGUUCGAUAAUCUAGAAAAGCAUAAUGCACUAAUUGAUAAUUUUGGAAUAGUUACCUGAUAAUCUAUUAAACAUGGCAAAAAAUUUAUUUAAUUUCAUAUUUUAAAAGAAUAACCGCGAAAAUAGUGUGACGUCAUGUACUAUUGAGCGAUUAGUUGCGUUCAAAAAUCUACUCUGAAUACAGUCAUAUUUGAUUGGCCAAUCAUGACAGGAAAAACAAAGCUUUCCGAUUGAUCGAUCAAAGUUACUGCACUCGAUAGGUUUUUGAACGCAAUCGGUUACGUCAUGCAAAUACAUUUUCACGUUGGCGGCAAGACGGCCAUAUUGUUUUUUUAGAAAUCGAGAAACUGUCGUUCUCUGUAAUUUUUUCUCGCAAAUAUCGAGAAGCAAAUCACAGGAUUUGUUCGAUUAAAUCUGAGUUAAGUCUUACUUAAUUCUCAAUUUGCGCGCGCAGUUAUGUCAGAGGAUCCCCAUCAAGAAAUAUUCGAUCAGACCAACAAAGCGCAGAUGGAAUUAAAAAUCAGGCUCGAACAGGUGUCGAAACUCAGGAUUGAUUGCGCGAGAAUGCAACUGGAAUUAUUAAAGCUCUACAAACCGCAAUGUUUGGAGAUAUUGGAAUCAUUGCAGAUCGUUUCCGAGCCCGUGAGUCCCCCCAGCAAUGAUGAUGAUGAUGACGAAGACACGAUCGGGUUGCGCAUUGACGAAAAGAGUAGCGAAGUCCUUCGCGCGAAUGAAGACGUAUCAAGAACGAUGUAACCUGUAACGCAACUACGUAAGGCAAAACAAGAUCAAUUAUCCAAUUACUGUCACUCGUAAAAAAUUUUUUCUUACUUUAUGUAUAAAUGAACACUAUAAUAGUUGUAAACAAAAUGAUACAUAGUAAAGCAAAAAAAUAUAUUAUAGAUUGUAAAAGAAAGAAACUAUAACGAAAAAAUAUUUCAGAUUUAGUUAGUAUAAUUAAAUAAUUAAAGAGAGAAAUGAAUUAAAUAAAUAUAAAGGAGUUAAUAUACAUUAUUAUAAAUUAAGUUAUUAAAAUAUAAUGAAACAAUUAAGGACACACAAAUACAAGCUAUCAUGCAAUAUGAACGUCUCUUUCGAGAUCGAUAAAAUUCUGUUCUU
Cataglyphis hispanica is the source of this 1271-nucleotide messenger RNA. RefSeq lists its product as uncharacterized. NCBI's taxonomy places the organism in Eukaryota, Metazoa, Arthropoda, Insecta, Hymenoptera, Formicidae. Bases 609 to 908 code for a protein of 99 amino acids. The transcript is spliced from 3 exons. The record is from RefSeq and is a predicted model, not a curated record.